AUUUCAAUUGUUUUUUUCUAUUUUUGAGAAAUACAUCAGCGCCACCAAUGAGCUUCGUGAGAACAAGUGUAACGCGCGAACAAGCUGAUUUUCCCUCCCGUUCCCCCCUGACAUAUUCGUUGCUUUCUGUAUUUUAUCAUGGGUUUGCAUUGGUCCGUUGAGUGUCAAAAAGUAGCUUUGCGUGUGUUCGUUUUAUUUGCUUUUUCUUAAACAUUUGCUAAAUUAUGCAUUGUAUUAUAUUUCGGUUGAAAAUGGAUGACGGAAGAUAGUGCGUUGGAGGCGUUGAAAGGAUUCGAUUUUACACCUUGCUUGGAAUCUGUGAUAGUCAACAAAGUCUAAAGACAAAUUGAAAGGGACAUUGCCUCCCUUUACACUAGUACACCUAAGAAGAAAGUUAUGGAUAUAUCUUUCCCGAAGUAUUUUGAAGAGUGUUCCAAGACCUUCCAAGAUAAUGAUAGUGGCUAUAUGUCGCACCACCAGGAAUCCAACAAUUCAGACUGGCAAGGGAUACCAGUACCUGCACCAGCAACUACAGUCAGUGAGUCUUUAUAUUUAAAUGAAGAUGCAUUAUUGGAGAAGCCUGAAAGUGUGACAAAAACUGAAGAGACAAAGGCUGUCUAUGACGAAUAUUCUAACCAAUCAUAUUUUCACACAAUAGUUGAUGCUUCUGUAAGUACAGUAAAGACUUCAUUUAGCGGCAUGGAAGAUACUGAUGCUUCGUUUGAAUCUGAAACAUCUCCUAUUUUAACUGAGCAGCAACCAAUAGUUUAUGUAGUGGAAGAAACAUUGGGAAAUCAAGACAAUUUUGCAAAUUGGUUUCAAACAAAUAAGGAAACAAAUAACUUUACAAGCAAGCAAGAAUCUAAUACUUUAUUAAUUGAGUUUAAAUCACCAGCGAAGCAGUUAUUAGAAAAUGAACAUAAAAUUUCUACACCAACUAAAAUAUGUGACAUAAACAAUCAGAAUGAUUUUAAGAAGUUUAAAACUCCCACAAAACCAGUGGACAAGAAGUAUAAAACUCCUACGAAAAGAAAUGCAGAAAAUGAUUUUAAUGCAAUAAACUUAACAGAAAAUGUAGUUAAGACAAUUUCACCAAAAAAGAAAAGGAAAAGGUCAGUAACACCACAAAAGAAAAUUGAGUUACCCAAAAAUAUUGAAAGGAGCCCAGAUUUAUUCUCUGAGGAUGAAUUUAUUUCACCUGUAAAAACACCCAAAUUUCAGAAUACUACUGUAGCUGAAAAGUAUGUAUUCACCAAUGACAAGAAAUUGGUUAAAAAAAUUGCAGGCAGUUUAAGUGGUGUUCUUCCACCACCUAGUUUAACCACCAAUCAUUUAAGUAUUGAUGAGAUAUUGAACAAAAUUAAAGAGAAUGAUAGUUAUUUUUGGUCUGAUGCUUCAUGUGAAAAUAAGUCAGAAACUCUUCUUGUAAAUUCAGGAUUGGAUGUUUCACAGGAGCAAAAAUGGCCUGAUAUUUUACAAGUCAGGUAUCAUGGAUUGCAUUAUAAUUGCAGUAAGGUCUCUGAAGAACUGGAAUCAUUAUGUAUGAAAUAUAGUCAGAGAUAUGUGGGUUCGGAAACACAAUCAAGUUGUACUGUCUUUGAUAAUACAAUGUCUAGUCCAUUUAAAAGAAAGGCCAAUAGACUUAGAUGGACAGCCAAGUCACCAGGAAGGAGAUUAAGUCAUUUAGCCCGAAGGAGGAUUACAUUUUCAAGUGCUAAUUUACAAGCAGGUUCCUCAUCUUCACAUUCUAGACAAGUUAUGAUAGAUGCCAAACGAUUUGAAUUACUUUCAAGACCAAAAUCGAGUCCGAAAAAGUUGAUGAAAAGUCCUAAGAAAUCUAUUAAAACUCCAAGCAGCUCUGUUAAAAAGAAAAUGUCUUUGAGAUUUACAGUCCUACCACAUGAUGACAACGUAGCGGGACCAUCCUCUUCUUCCUUGAGAGCAAGCGCUACGAAAAGAGCUUUAUUUCAGAGUCCAGAAAAACCCGCCAAGCUGACUAAAAUUGUAAUACCCAGUACUUCAAAUUCGGCUCUAAGUCCAUGGAAGAAGCGCAAUACACCAAAAAGGGCAUUAUUUAACUCACCUAAAAAUUCUCCUUCAAAAAUUGGUACAUCAAUUGAAGGUACCAAAAGAAAACGUAUGGAUAAUGAUGAACCACCCUGUAAAUUUCCAAGGAGUCAACCUAUGAUGGACAGCACUGAUGUGAAACCUAAAAAAAAUGAACGUACAAAGGGCGAUAGUCGUCUUUCGCUGCCGCCUGUCGAGUUGAGCGCUCACCAUAAGAAGAAAUUGCAGUGGGCAGUUUACGAGGCCCUUCGUGGACAAAAUAUUACUGUCACGCAUCCUCAGUUCAAACAGUUUGCUUCUGUUUUGGCAAGGGUUACAAGAAGAUUACUGCCGAAUUUGACCACCGGCCAAAAAACAGAAAUUGGCACAAGUGAACGAAUGCUGCGAAUUGCUAAACAACACGUGUUCUCAGUGACUAAAUGUAAAACGGUCGAAGAUAUAAUAUUGACUUAUGAGGCUAACCGACUGAAAACUAUAAAACCUAGUGGUUAUGUAGCCAAGGAAGAGCCCGAAAAGAAAAUUGAUGUGUCCGUUGCUCGAGGCAGUAGGGAUGUUUUCCAAGACAAGGCAAACAUUAUAAAUAGCUACGAAAAAGUGGCUCCACCCCAACCACCCGCAAGACCCAUGAGCACAAUUGAAAAUCGCGUCGAAAGGGUUAGAAAAAUUAUAAAUUUUGACGAUGAUUCAGCGAUGAGCUUUAGGUAACAUCAAAGGAAGCAUUAUUA
This is a messenger RNA of Nicrophorus vespilloides, 2792 nucleotides long. RefSeq lists its product as uncharacterized. The record is from RefSeq and is a predicted model, not a curated record. Lineage: Eukaryota; Metazoa; Arthropoda; Insecta; Coleoptera; Silphidae. The transcript is spliced from 3 exons. The coding region runs from base 397 to 2772 and encodes 791 amino acids.